Molecule: messenger RNA, 900 nt
Organism: Leptopilina boulardi
Lineage: Eukaryota; Metazoa; Arthropoda; Insecta; Hymenoptera; Figitidae
Exons: 2
Coding region: 1-900 (299 amino acids)
Source: RefSeq, a predicted model, not a curated record
AUGGUUGAGGCGCCUGAUGGCCGCCGCGUUCAUGUCCGAGGUCUUCUUGACCAAGUGUCAGAAGCUACGUUUUUGUCCGAAUUAAUUGCUCAAUUAUUACGUCUUCCACGCAAAAAUACGAAUGUUACAGUGUCCGGUUUGGGAGGAAGUUCUGAAUUUACCCUUUUAGAAAUUCCUGAAAAUCUUCAAAGUCUCGAACUUGCCGAUCUAAAUCCAUGGGAAAGUGACCGGAUCGAUUUGCUGAUUGGAGCCGAUCUGUACGCUCAAUUGCUCAAACCUGAGAUUAGUCCUGGACCACGUGGAGAUCUCGUUGCUCAGUCAACUAUAUUUGGUUGGAUCUUAUCAGGACCACUACAAGGAUCUCCUCUUCAAAGUUAUCACAUUAAUGUCCACUUUUCCAUGGAAACCCGAGUUGACGAAAGCUUGCGUCAAUUUUGGGAAUUGAAAGAGAUACCAGCAGUGAAUUUAAUGACAAAAAAAGAAAUUGAAUGUGAGCAUCAUUUUAUGGAGACACAUUUUAGAGACUUAAAUGGAAAAUAUGUAGUUCAAUUACCUUUUGAUGAUUCCCCCUCGAAAUUAGGUGACUCUUAUAACAUAGCUCUCAAUUCGUUGUGUAGUAUAAAAAAAAGAUUUACUCGUGAUCCUCUGCUUGCUGAAAAUUAUCGUGAUUUUCUAGGAAAGUAUCAAGAGAUGGGACACAUGACUCCAGUUGACGUUGACCAGACUGAUUCAUCUCGUGUCUUUAUUCCGCACCACCCUGUCGUUCGCGAAAGUAGCCAAACAACGAAAGUUAGAGUCGUCUUUAAUGCUUCGAGUCCAACGUCCAACAAAACCUCGAUUAAUGACAUUUUACACAUCGGUCCAAAAUUACAAACAGAUAUUUGCUCCAUCAUUUUAUGA